This is a messenger RNA of Humulus lupulus (European hop), 1111 nucleotides long. Its product is annotated as pentatricopeptide repeat-containing protein At1g10910, chloroplastic-like. The record is from RefSeq and is a predicted model, not a curated record. The transcript has 4 exons. Lineage: Eukaryota; Viridiplantae; Streptophyta; Magnoliopsida; Rosales; Cannabaceae. The coding region runs from base 587 to 1111 and encodes 174 amino acids. Gene Ontology annotation, molecular function: protein binding.
AGAUGCUCUCUACACUAAAUAUGCAUAACCAAAAUCUAGAACCAGUCAAAUUUAUUAUUUAGUAAUAAAUUCUUCAAGGAGAGAAAAAAAAAAUCCUUGAAGAGAAACCCACAUUCAUUCUUUUCUAUGCAAGCUCAUUGGCAUGAGAACUGUUUUAAAAAAUCAUUUUAUUUCCUAUGUAUGAAGCUUCCACACUAAGUAGCGACAGACACUUGGUUUUUUAUUCUGGUAAAAAUCAAUUUAAACAAACCUAUCAUUUUCUUAGCAAUCAUAUUUACCAAACUAUCCAUGUAAGAGUUUAAACCAUAACAUUUUACUCCAACAUAAACCCUAAAAACACUUCUUCCUUCCUCAUCUUAGUCGCCACACUCUUCUCUCUGUUUGACCCCCUCCUUUUUGAAGCUCUAACUGCCACACUUAUCAACCAUGACACUCUUCUUCCAUUGACUUUUGAAGCUUUGCCGCAAGCUUCAUAGACCAAACUACCCCAUUGUUCUCCUCACCCAAACUGCUUCUCUCUUGGUCAUUUUGGGUCUCUCUUGGUUGAUUUGAGUCUUGAACGUUUCAAAGAACAACACAUUGUUGAAUGAUUUUACUACUAUUUUUAGAGAUGCCAUACUGUUUAUUGAUGAAUGCACUUGCUAAGACUGGACAGAUCAAUGAAGCUAAAUCAGUUUUUGAUGAAAUGCUUGAGAAAUGCGUUAGCUCAGAUGGUUAUUCCUACAGUGUCAUGAUUUCAGCAUUCUGUAGAGGCGGGCUUUUGGAAGAAGCAAAGCAGUUGGCCAAGGAUUUUGAAGCAAGAUAUGACACAUACGACUUGGUGAUGUUUAACAUUAUGCUCUGUGCUUACUACAGAGCAGGCGAUAUGGAGAGCGUAAUGGAAAUGUUAAAGAAAAUGGAUGAAUUAGCUAUCAGUCCUGAUUAUAAUACCUUUCAUAUCCUAAUAAAACAUUUCUGUAAGGAGAAGUUGUAUUUGCUUGCUUACCGAAUGACAGUGGACAUGCACAAUAAAGGCCAUCAAUUAGAUGAGUGGAUGAUCACAUCUGUUACUUUGUACCGUAUCCUUAGAUCACGUCUGACUUUGAGUUUCUCAUUUGUGACGAUAUUUUAA